Molecule: messenger RNA, 1780 nt
Organism: Morus notabilis
Lineage: Eukaryota; Viridiplantae; Streptophyta; Magnoliopsida; Rosales; Moraceae
Product: probable receptor-like protein kinase At2g23200
Exons: 2
Biological process (GO): protein phosphorylation
Molecular function (GO): ATP binding; protein kinase activity
Source: RefSeq, a predicted model, not a curated record
UUGAAAUUUGCAUAUUCAAGCUCCACAAUUCUCAGAUGGGAAAAUUACCAGCUGAAAAUUAGCACUAUAACCAAGCAAAUUCACAUAAUUUCUAAUGGAAAAGUUUCAUAGCCAGAGACUUUAUAUCCCUCCAUUUCCCUUUCUUCUUUUUCUUCUCCAAUUCUCAUCCCUUCACUUGUUCUCUUCAGCUUACAAUCUCCCAGACAAGUACUUCAUCAAUUGUGGCUCAAACCAAGGCGUGAGCACCAGUCGUCGGAGCUUCGUCGGCGACAAAAACUCCGGUUCUGUCUCUUUUACAAAGCAGAACAGCAUCUCUGUCGAAAACACAAACCAGUCUCAGAACAGCAACAACUCAACUCUGUACAACACAGCAAGAGUUUUCAGACAACAAUCUUCAUAUGCCUUUGACAUCAAUGAUGUUGGUAAUAGUACUAAUUACCUGGUACGCCUCCAUUUCUUAGUUUUCCCUUCCACGGUUGAUCUUUCCUCGGCAGUUUUUGAUGUUUCAGCUUCUGGGUUCUUGUUGUUGCAUAAUUUCACUGCCAAAAAUAACACAAACACGCCUCUAGUAAAGGAAUUUUAUCUCCCUAUAAACGCCAACAAGAAGUUUAGAAUAUACUUCACGCCUCUAGAAUCCUCUUUGGCAUUUGUGAAUGCCAUAGAGUUUUUCCCAGCCCCUCCUGUGAAUUUCAGCCUUGGUGAAGCCAUAAAAGUUGGGCAACAACAAGGUCAGAAAACUGGGUCAUCUUCUGUUUUCCAAACAGUUUACAGGAUCAAUGUUGGCGGUCAAGAGAUCGAGUCGAAUGACGAAAUAAUAUGGAGAAACUGGGAUACAGAUGAUAAGUUUCUCAUUAGUAAAGGUAAUUCAAAGGAGAGUCAGUUUUAUUCAAAUCCGCCUAAUUACCUCUCAGAAGAUGGUGAAUAUGUUGCCCCAGCUUUGGUCUACCAAACUGCUAGAGAAAUGGAUGUCAAUGCCAGUGGCGGAUCCAACAUAACAUGGGGUUUUAAUGUAAAUAAGUCUGCUGGUCACCUUGUGAGGUUUCACUUCUGUGACAUCAUCAGUGUCUCCCUCGGUGUUAUAGUAUUCAAUCUGUACAUAAAUGGCAAUUUCAGCAAGGCGAUCGAUCCUACGGACAACAGCACCCUGCUGGCUACUCCUUUUCACUACGAUUUUUCAGUUGGUUCCCAUGGUUCUGAUGUGAUGAACAUUGGCAUAGGCCUUUCAAAAAAAACCACGGAAAAUAAUGCCUUCCUAAAUGGGCUCGAAAUUUUGGAGAUAAAGAGAGGACUUGCUUUAACUCCCGUAGAGAACGAGGAGUCAGGUAAUAAAAAGACAAAGGCUCCAAUUGUGAUUGGUUCAGCUAUCGGGGGUUUUGCUCUUCUCUGUAUUUUGGUAGUGGGGUUCUUCAAACUGAGACGAAGGAAGAUGAAACCGGUCGAAAACUCGAGCUGGGGACAAGUGCCUCCAUAUGUAGGAGGGGGAAGUUCUCACAGCAGGAUUGCUGACCCAACCAUCAAUGGCUCACCUCUUCCUAACCUACACUUGGGGCUGAAGAUUCCUUUUGCUGAAAUUCAGCUAGCAACAAAGAAUUUCAACUCCAAGCUGAUAAUUGGCAAGGGAGGCUUUGGUAAUGUCUACAAAGGGACUCUUGUGAAUGGCACAAAAGUUGCUGUGAAGAGAAGUGCACCAGGGUCAGGCCAAGGGCUUCCUGAGUUCCAAACUGAGAUCACGAUUCUCUCCAAAAUCCGCCACCGACAUCUCGUGUCCUUGAUCGGGUAC